CAAAAUUGAACGAUCAGCCUGCUCACCUCUUUGCGACUACAUCGCUGGAAGCGAAAUGUAUGCGAAGGAAAUUUCGUUAGCCAUCAUAUGCAUUUUACUCUCAAGCGGUCCUCAAAUUACUGACUGUAGGCGAUGCGGCUGCCUGGAACGUCCAGCGAAGGGUGGACCGGGUCGAGACCUCAUGUGUAGCCCCUACAAUACGCCGGCGUCGGUGAAGAACCAAAGUCGCAGCUGCGUCUGCAGGCUCGGCGCCUACCGUAAUCCAUGGGGUCAUUGUAUCAGCCUGGAAGAGUGCAAGCGCUGUGGCACGUAUCCACACAAGAGCUACAACCUCUGCGCGUCGGAGUGCCCCUUGAGGUGCGACCAGCCUGUACAAAAAUGUUCCAACCGGUGUGUCGUCAGGUGCGACUGUGCUCCUGGAUACGUGCUAGGCAGAAAUAACGCGGACAAGUGCGUCAAGGCGGACUGCUGCCCGCCAAAAUGUCCUGCGAACUCAACGUUCAAACUCUGCGUGUCCAACUGCAGGCCGAUGUGCGGUAGACCACAACCCCGCAAUUGCUAUAACCGUUGUACCACGGGUGGUUGCGUCUGCAACAAAGGCUUCUCCGAGGUCGUUAUUGGUGGCGCCAUCAGCUGCGUGCCCGACUUCCAGUGCAGUCAAUAUUUGCCCCGUAACGAAAUCUGAUGACAUUGCGUGCGCUUGCUGCGAAGAAGAAAGUCAAGACAUUGAACGAUUUUUUUCCUUAGACAAAACGUAACUUCAAUUUGUCCAUGCGUCUACCAAACACAGCAAUAAAAUUCAGGUACGCUAA
Dermacentor andersoni is the source of this 812-nucleotide messenger RNA. Lineage: Eukaryota; Metazoa; Arthropoda; Arachnida; Ixodida; Ixodidae. The record is from RefSeq and is a predicted model, not a curated record.